AUGAAGCAAUCUUCUAUGGUCCAUUCUUGUUCGAUGCUAUUUCGUUUUGUUGUCUUUCUCAUAUCCUUUUGUAUCUUCUUUGCGACAACGUCCCAUGCCCAAGUAGUCCACCGACGGCUCUGGCCGUGGCCAUCAAUACCUUGGCCAUCAAUGCCUUGGCCGUAUCCAUGGCCAAUGGAACCACCAGAAUCUGGCCCACCACCAGGCCCAUCACCAAAUCCUGGUCCACCAUCUGGCCCAUCUCCACGCCCACCAUUACCACCUAAGCCGCAACCAAAGCCAUCACCAGCGCCUGGUCCAUCGGCAUGUCCACCAAUACCACCUAAGCCUCAACCAAAACCACCACCAGCCCCUGGUCCAUCUCAAUGCCCACCACCUAAGCCGCAACCAAAGCCACCACCACCGCCUGGUCCAUCGGCAUGUCCACCUAAGCCUCAACCAAAGCCACCACCACCGCCUGGUCCAUCGGCAUGUCCACCAAUACCACCUAAGCCUCAGCCAAAGCCACCACCAGCACCUGCCCCAACUCCAUGCCCACCUCAACCACCAAAGCCGCAACCAAAGCCACCACCAACACCUGCUCCAUCACCAAAGCCAGGCCCAUCACCGCCACCACCGCCACCACCUAGUCCAGCUCCGAAACCUGUACCACCACCUGCCCCGUCGCCAAAACCUAGCCCACCUGCUCCAUCGCCAAAACCAAAACCUAGCCCACCUGCCCCAUUACCACCUAAGCCAGAAAACAAAACUAUACCGGCCGUGUUUUUCUUCGGGGAUUCGAUAUUUGACACAGGGAAUAACAAUAAUUUAAAGUCAAAGAUAAAAAGUAACUAUCGUCCCUAUGGUAUGGAUUUUCCUUCCAGAGUAGCCACCGGUAGAUUCAGCAACGGAAAGGUCGCUUCUGAUUAUAUAUCUACAUAUUUGGGAGUAAAAGAAAUAGUACCCGCAUAUUUAGACCAGAAGCUACAACAAAACCAAUUACAACGAAGCGAUCUACUUACGGGCGUCUCUUUUGCUUCGGGUGGUGCUGGCUUCGAUCCUGAAACAUCUGAAUCAGUGGAGGUUAUACCAAUGUUGGACCAAUUGUCAUAUUUUCAAGACUACAUAAAGAGAGUAAAGAAGCUAGUAGGAAAAAAAGAGGCUAAACGAAUAGUGUCCAAAGGAGUAGCCAUUGUGGUCGCAGGAGGCACCGAUCUGAUUUAUACAUAUUUUGGAAUUGGUGCUCAACACCUUAAAACUGACAUCGACUCUUACACCACCAGCAUGGCUGACUCUGCUGCCAGUUUCGUUUUGCAACUGUAUGGAUAUGGAGCAAGACGUAUAGGAGUGAUCGGAACACCACCGCUUGGUUGUACACCAUCACAAAGGGUAAAGGACAAAAAAAUUUGUGAUGAAGAGAUAAAUUAUGCUGCUCAGCUUUUUAAUUCUAAGCUCGCUAUUAUUUUGAGUCAACUGUCGGAAACCCUACGAAAUUCUACAUUGGUUUACAUGGACAUCUACUCUAUCUUCAGUAAAAUUCUAGAAAGCCCUGCGCACUAUGGAUUUGAGGAGGUAAAGAAACCGUGCUGCAAAAUCGGAUUAACGGGAGGAGGUGUAUUCUGCAAAAAGAAGACAUCAAAAAUUUGUCCCAAUACAUCGUCUUAUUUGUUCUGGGACGGUGCCCACCCCACUGAGAGAGCUUUUGAAACCUUAAACAAAAAACUUGUUAAAAAAUACCUCCGUUAUAUCUGA
Molecule: messenger RNA, 1731 nt
Organism: Brassica napus (rape)
Lineage: Eukaryota; Viridiplantae; Streptophyta; Magnoliopsida; Brassicales; Brassicaceae
Product: anther-specific proline-rich protein APG-like
Biological process (GO): lipid metabolic process
Cellular component (GO): extracellular region
Molecular function (GO): lipase activity
Source: RefSeq, marked provisional